GCUGGCGUUGGUCGUACUGGAACGUUUAUUUGUCUUGACCAACUGUGCCAUCAUUUGAAACUAGUCAUUGAGCGAAAUAGGCGGGCUGCAUCGAAGGACUGGCGAAAGAGUUGCCAUAAAGAACAAGACAAAACUGCGUUGGAGACGAAUUCAAGACGACAAGAUGGUGAUGGACCAAUCUAUGCCAACUUGAGAGUGGACGGCAGAGAAUGGACACCUGAGAGGCAAGAGAGCGUUGAUGAAUAUUUUGAAAAGGAAGAGGAAGGAGAAGAUGACGGUGACGACCAGGAAGAAGAGGUAGAAGAAGAAGACGAGGAAGCAAGUUUUGAAGAGGAAGAUUCCAAAAAUGGGCAGCAAUAUACUGCUAAAUAUACCUCAAGUAGGUCAAGUAGUUAA
This is a messenger RNA of Protopolystoma xenopodis, 396 nucleotides long. The record is from the annotation of a GenBank genome assembly. Lineage: Eukaryota; Metazoa; Platyhelminthes; Monogenea; Polystomatidea; Polystomatidae.